Messenger RNA from Enterobius vermicularis (human pinworm), 213 nucleotides. The record is from the annotation of a GenBank genome assembly. Lineage: Eukaryota; Metazoa; Nematoda; Chromadorea; Rhabditida; Oxyuridae.
AUGGAAGACGAUAAACGUAACAAAGCUGCAAAUACGAUUCAACGUUACUAUAGAGGAUACCGCGAUCGCCAACAAGUAAAAGAACUUCGCGAACAGCAAAGACACUCCAAAGCUGCUGUAAUUAUUCAAAGCCAAGUCAGAGGAUAUCUGGCAAGACGUCAAUUUGAACAGCUUCGAAAGAAUUCAAAAGACGAAGUAGUAUCACGGCUUUAA